This is a messenger RNA of Boleophthalmus pectinirostris (great blue-spotted mudskipper), 1154 nucleotides long. Its product is annotated as leucine-rich repeat-containing protein 52-like. NCBI's taxonomy places the organism in Eukaryota, Metazoa, Chordata, Actinopteri, Gobiiformes, Gobiidae. The transcript has 2 exons. Gene Ontology annotation, cellular component: voltage-gated potassium channel complex. The record is from RefSeq and is a predicted model, not a curated record. The annotation marks the transcript as partial. Gene Ontology annotation, molecular function: voltage-gated potassium channel activity; transmembrane transporter binding; potassium channel activator activity.
GAGAGCGAGAGCAUGAAACAUGUAGUGGAACAACUGAGGCGACUCGUGGUGCAAGCAGAAGACAAGAGGUGUAUAAAUCCUGAGUAGAGCUGAGAUCAAAUAGAGGAAACCCGAUGAAUCAUGUCAUCCGAAGCAGGUUUUAAGAUUGUUGUCAAGUUCAAGAAGCGCACUGGAAUGAGGACAAGCAUGGAGUGACAUUACGCGCAAGAGGCUGGCACUGACUUCGCAUUUGACCUCUAAGGAAACCAUUUCUGAAACAAACAAUCUGCGCAGGAUGUAUCAAUGAAGAAUGUGAACGGAUCUGGCUCUCUCCAAACGGGGUGGAUGAAGCCCUCGGCGGUGUCAUGCGUCUUGCCCCGCAGCCAAGCGCGCACCCCUUGCGGCUCAUAGCCUUGUUUCUGGUCCUUCUCGCGGGGGUGACCACGUCCCCAGUAUUGUCCACGGGCUGCCCGGACCGUUGCGUGUGUGAUGACCAACUGGUGGUACAAUGCGCCGGGCAACACCUGACCACGUUCCCGGUAAAUUUGCCCCUGGCCACGCGGCAGCUCAUCAUCUCCAACAACAGGAUAGUGGAGCUGCCUCCGCUCGCACUAAACUACCUCUCGGACCUGGUGUAUCUGGACUGCAGCAACAACUCACUCACAGAAAUAUCUGAGUCCACAUUUGGGAAUUUACGCAAACUAGCCUAUCUUGACCUAUCCUUUAACACACUUAAUCGCAUAGAAGACAGGACGUUUGGGCCCUUGGCCAGUCUGGUCAUGCUGAGGAUGACAGACAACCCGGGGCUCUCACACAUUCACCCGGACGCCUUUGCAGAAAACGCGGCUCUCCAAGUGUUGGACGUGAGCCGCAACAACUUGACAACCCUCAACAUCACGUCACUGAUCGCGCUGCCAGCUCUCCGCUCCGUGGGGCUCAGCGGGAAUCCCUGGAGCUGCGACUGUGACAAUGAAGACCUGUGUCUGUGGGUUCACCUGGAAGGCUUCAAAUUUCAAGAUGAAGGUCAGACAGUGUGUGGCUCACCUGCAGAUCUCCAGGGCAGCCGUCUGGGUGAGGUGGGCGUCCAGUUACGGACACUGUGUCACCAAACUCUGGGCUCUUGGGACUACCUCUUCUUCGUCCUUAUUGGUUUUGCCAUCUUUGCGGCUGGCACU